CGAUCAUGGGUUCUUCUUCUAGAAAUCUUUAUGCAGGAAUUGGAGAAGGUCAAUCAACAUCUAGGCCACCGCUUUUUUUUAGGCACCAACUACACAUAUUGGAAAGAGCGGAUGAGAAUUUAUAUCCGCUCAACCAACUUCCAGUUGUGGUUGGUCAUCAAAAACAGCAAAGAAACGCCAAUGAAGAAGGUCAAUGAAAAACUUGUCCCAAAGACCAAAGACGAAUUUGAUGCCGAAGACAUCAAGAAGGUGGAGAACUACGCCAAGGCAAUCAACAUGCUGUACUGUGCGGUCAAUCCUGAUGAUUAUCGCAAGAUCUCUUGCUGCACCACUGCAAAAGAAAUGUGGGACAAGCUGGAAGUCACAUAUGAAGGUACGGACCAAGUUCGGGAAGCCAAAAUUGACUUCCUAACGCAGGAGUACGAGAUGUUCAGGAUGAAGGAAGGAGAAAAGAUCGAUGACAUGUUCGAUCGGUUUUCAAAAAUCAUCAACGACCUUCACGCUCUGAAGAAGACGUACACCAACAGGGAUCUCGUGAGGAAAAUCCUGCGUAGUCUCACACCUGAAUGGAGAUCAAAGGCUGACGCAAUCUACGAAUCCAUCGGAGUCUCCAAUGUCACCAUCGACGGGCUAAGAGGUAACCUCAAAACUUAUGAAUCUACUAUUCUAACUCCGUCUUUGGAUGAACAAAAGAAGAAGGGAAUAGCACUGAAAGCAACCAAGGAGACCGUGGAAGAAGACUCAAGCGAUGAUGACAACGAGUUCGGACUCGUCAUCAAGAAAUUCCACAAAUUUAUGAAGAAGGAAUUUGAGCGCAAAGGAAGAAAGCACGACGGUCCCCCAAACAAGGCCUAUAAACGUACCUUGACUAUUGAGGAGUCUCCUCACAUUGUAUUUUCCGAAGAUAAUCCUCGCUUGGCGAGAAAGGAUAUUUGUGAUGAUCUUGCAGAUUCAUUAGAGAGAAUACACGUUGAUGACGAUGAAGACAACACGGGAAUAUACAUCAACACACAGCCGCAAACUGGGGAGAUACCUCAAGAGACUAAUCAAGGUGAAGAAGAAAAUCAGGAGACUAAUCGAGGAAGAUCGCUGACGUCGCUGCUGCGUGUUUCCGCCGUUUGCAGACAGACCGCCGCACCGAGAUCUGAGAGUGUAGAUGCCGUCGCCCGUCAGCCACGUCGAGCAGCCACUGUUCCUACGCCGCCGUCCAUUGCCGCCGCGCAGACGCUCUAGGACUGCCGAUCCAAGGAGCUGAAAUUUUGGGGCGCAGCAGCGAAGAAAGAAAAAAAUAGUGGGCCAAUUU
Molecule: messenger RNA, 1303 nt
Organism: Cuscuta campestris
Lineage: Eukaryota; Viridiplantae; Streptophyta; Magnoliopsida; Solanales; Convolvulaceae
Source: the annotation of a GenBank genome assembly